UGGUCGAGCUGUGUGGUUGAAUUGCGGAGGAAGCCGAGUCAGGACAUUCCCUAUUCAUACUAAUUAUGUGAAAAUGAAUAAUUAAUUGGGUGAUAAUUGUCGGCUUGAUUGCAUGCAAUGUAAACACCGAAAAAUAGUCGCAAAAUCGCAAACGGUCAAUAUUCCAGUGCGCUCAAUUACGAACCGAUUUCAACUCAAUUUCGAGUUUCGGUAACGAAACGUUCAAACAAACGAAUCGAAUCGAAUCGAAUCCACAUAUCAAACUAAUUGCAAUCGAAUUUAAAUAACGUUCAAUUAAAAGCAUGGUUCGCAAAGUCAAACCCAUAAUCACGCCAUAUUUGCCCGUGUAAAGUGUGUGAAAGUGUUUAGCGAGGAGGGAAAGGGAGAAAGGGCUCCGAUUCAACACCAAUCAAUUAAUUGGGAUCCCGAAGGGGGUGCGUAAGUUCGUUUGCCGUGCAAUUCGUUAAUUAAUCGGAUGCAGUGCAUUAGCACAAACUGGAGCGUUAAGUCUGACUCAUUAUGUUUGAUCCGAACGAACUGCUGACUUCGUUGGUGUGGGUUUAAAGGUUGGGAAAGUUAUACACGAGCUAACACACAAAACUCCAUUCUGGUAGGUAUUCUGGUAUUUCAACAAUAAUUUGGGCGCCAGUAAGUAUGCAACACUCAGUUACUUACUGCAUCUUUGAAAGUGACGCCUAUGAGAAUGCACUCAACUUUGGAUUUCGUUGAGAUUUGCUUUGUACUAGCCAAGUACCACUUCACCCUUGAGUUGAACAACCAUUAUCGAACUUCUUUUAUUAUCCACCGUACCGUUAGUAACGCGAAUAACUCCACUCUAAGCCGUUCUGAAAGCCUUUUACUCGGCGUGACCCAAUGCAUUGACCUCUGCCACCUCGCUCCGUAAUACUCCGCCUGUUAUCAUUGAACGGCUUUCACUAAUAUCUUUCUAACAAGCAGAGAAAUGGCUACAAUAAUAGGGAGAUAAUAGCCGACAACAAGUCCACACAGUGCGUAUCGAGUUGCCUUCGAAAGCUUGGCCAGCACAGCCGAGCGCCUUGACUCGUGUCCACUUGGCUAACAUAAUCGCACAUGCGGUCACAUACAGAUGGAGAUGGCACAUACGCACAUACACACGUAUGCGAACGAGCUGGGACGCAGUGCAUCGGCGUAUCGAGUUUUAAUGACCCACUUUCCAGCUCAAGACUGUUUAGGUUCGGCGAGCCAUCUGUAUUGGUUUGGUCUAAUUCGGAAAGUCCCCUGGCAGAGCAAUUAGUAUGGCCAUUGGCCAGCAUGAAUGGGCGAUAAAGGCGGCAAACGGCGAACGUGGUAUUGUCAAGGAAAACAAAUGAGUUGGGUUUGCAACGGCCACUUGAGGGGCUUCUGCCCGGGUGUCCGUACUGCUCCGGGCCCGAAAGAGAUGUCUGCCCCCAGAACCGAAAAAUAGAAAAGAGAAAGCACUGAAAGAGUGAUUUUGCAGUCUGUGAAAGUCAUUACCCAUUGAUAUGUGCACCGCAGGAGGUGAAAGAGAGACCCUUUGGCUAGCUAGUUUGCUCGAUUUUCAGCUCGAUUGUGUGUUGACAGCAUUGGAAAGGGCAAAGACAGCACAAGAUUGCAACAAAGCGAAAGCUGAAAUGAAAAUUAAUAGAAUUAAGAGGUGAAGAAUUCAAUUCACGGCGACAUUCACGGACGCCACUUAAAUGGAACAGAACCUUGGCGGGAAUUCAGUUCCCGCCCACGCUGCGUAUGCUUAAUAAAGCUAACCAAGCUGUUUUCAAAAGUAAAGAUAUCAAUGAAAUAUAUAAAUAUUUAUAUGAUGUUUUAUUGGGCUUUUGUUCCUUAGUAUGUGACAUAUAGCUGGCCAAACACAUUUUACUAUCCUGAUAGAAAAGCAUUACAGAAUGUGUAGCAUACGCGGCGUAUACGUAACUUGAUGAUGAUUACUUACAGACCGCUCCUAGUUUCCCAACAAUGGGGUCAGGUCACUUUCUAUUUAAUAAACAAAAUUUAGAUCCCACACAAACAAUUUGUGUGGGAAAUAUGUGAGAAUUCCCCACGAAGCUGCAAUAUUCAUUAAUUUGGCAAAUGUCACAUAAUCUUCGUGAGUUACUAGGGGCCCGGCUAGUUACUUGGGUGUUUUUGAGACCCGAGCGUAGGAACAUACAUAUGAAUGCAUAAUUGGAACAUAAAAUUCCGGGAAUAUUUUACAGCAUUCUCCGGGGCCCCAUGUGAGUGUUUGGUUUUUGUUUGGCCCGAUACGGCUGAGCUCCACUCUGCCCCUCCGCCCCUCCGCCUCUCCGCCCACCCGCGCUCUUCCCGACUAUUCAUGGCCAUGCCUGUUCCGCAUUAAUUCAUUCGCAGGGCGGAGAACCAAGCCAUCCGGCCGAAGAUGGACCAGCGCAAUCUAACACUGCCAACGCCAGCCGCAACAACAAUUAUGUCCUCGUCAUCCGCAGCGAUGUCGGCGGGCUUCGCAACCCUUGGAGGACCCACCACGGCCGCCCUGGCCGGAUCCACAAUAGCAUUAGCCACAACAACAACGGCGCCGCCAACAACGACGCCAGCCACAUUUUUUACCUACAGCAUACCAGGCAUGGACAUUGCGCCCGGACCAUUUAUAUUCACCUACGUUAGUGAAUUUUUAUCGCUUAUCACGCCCGAGGAAUUGCCGCUGGAUUCCAUACGCGAUGUUCUACACAAAAAUACCAGCCUGAUGGACUUCGCCUCCAAUGCCAUUAAAAUCGAGUCCGGCUUCAUUGCCCUGAUGAGCGUGUUCGCCAUCCUGGCCCUGGUUCCCCUGAUUGCCACGUGCGCCUGGUGCUGCGGUCGUCGCUCCACCCAGGAGGAGGUGGACCACAUACGGAAUGCACCCUGUCACAUCCGGGACGAGUCGCUGGAGGAGAGCUUGCGGUGUCGCAAGAGCGCCGGGCUGGUCACCCUGUGGGUCGUCUUCAUCCUGCUGACGCUGAGCGACUUCAGCAUAUUUUACGCCAACAGUCGCUUGUCCGCCGGAAUAGAGAUGACGCCCGAGAUGGUCAAGUCAGCCGUGCACGACGUGGAGGUCUUCCUGAAGGACACGCAUCUACAAAUCAAGCAAAAACUGGAUAAUGGCUUUCACGUUUCCGUGGAGCGGGUCGUCAAAGACCUGGAAGACGUGGAUGUUCUCCUUGGCGAGCCGAUUCAAGCGGAAAUAUCCGCACACACUGGCCUUGAGCUGGCGUAUGAUUCACUGACGACGCUUAGCCUGGCGAACGCGGAGCUCAUCUACCGCGUGCUCAUGCUGCAGGAGACGGUGGGCAGGGCCCUGAAGCUCUCCCAGGAGGCGGCCGCCAGGAUGGAGGAGCUGCAGAUCCAGCUGUCCGUGCUGCAGCGCCAGUGCACGUACCGCGACCGCCCGCUCUGCGACACGUUGCGUAUACGCAGCUUCGAGGAGAACGGCGUCGUCGACGCCCUGAAAACUGUGAGUCCUUGUCAGUCUGCGCCGCUCCAUUGUGCUCCUCCUUGGACACCCGAGGAUACUCUUGCAGAAAGUGGGAAAAUAUGCAAUAUUCAUGGAGAUCACGUGUUAAUAAAAGUGAUUGAAAGCUGUUCAAAAGAUUGCUUCAAUAUGUGUUGCUUGUUUAAAAGACCUUCAUUAGUAUCCCGAGUGCUCUGCAAGGGUAUUCCGCAGACUGCGUUUCCCCAAAGCCAGUCUUCGUUCCUAGUUGAACGUAUAAAUAAUUUGUACUCCGACUUCCUCUCCUCCUACCCGUUUUCCUUGGACCUCACUGUUUUUCUAAUUCCAACCGCCAUAUCUCAUUUCCUGGACAACGGCACGACGACAUCGCCGACAAUUUGUCAGCUGCAAGAGGACCAGAGCAUCUUCCGUAUGCGCUACUUGGGCGAAAUUGAAUUCGGUGCCACUGUCAAAAAUCUGACAUCGGAAGUUGGCGUGUCACGUUCCAUUUUCAGCAAUUUCCCGCAACAAGUUAAACAUGACACGGCUUAUGAGCGGAACUAUACAUUGGAGCAGUUGGCCAGCAUUCGCCACCGGACGACUGCCAAUGCCCAGCAGCUGACCUCUACGGUAAAUGGACUGCUCCGGCGGCUGGAGGACACAUGGUCAUCCCUGGAGCCCGCCUACAACGAGCUGAAGGAGUGGGCGGACGCCUACUGGAGUGUGGGCUGGAUUGCCGGGACGGUGAUAGUCUGGGUAAUGCUCUUCAUGCUGAUGUCCUACUGCUGCUUCCUCUGCGAGUCGAAUGCCAAGUCCGGCGUGGUCUUCUUCAUCGCCGUGAUGCUCAUCUGCUUGGCCAGCAUUUGUCUCACCAUUUUCGGGGUGUUCUCCCUGGCCGUGGGCGGCAAUGCCGAGGUCUUUGUCUGCCGAUCUCUCUACGACGACGACUACAACAUGCUGGGUAAGCUGCUGGACAAGCCGGGUUACGCAUACGCCCGGGAGCCCCAGACCGGCAUCAUCGGGGAGCUACUGCGUCCUGUCGGCGUCAAUCGGUCGGUGGUCAACGUGGGUCUGGGCCAGGCCCUCAGGGGCUGCGAGCAAAAUCAAGCAUCGUACAAUGUCUUUCAAUUGGAUGCGUUCGUGAACACCAGCAAAAUCUCCGACCUGAGGCAGUUCCCCAAGGUGUCCACCGCCAUCGAUGCCAUCUCCGUGUCCGGCCGCACGCUCCUCUCGCUCACGCAAUCCGUGCAGAACAUUUUGGAGAACAUGCUGCAGACGUCCUCGUUCAAUUUGACCACGUACCGCAGUAGCGUGGGUGCGCCCACGCCCGAAAAGGAUUUGGCCACGUUCAUUGAUCAGAUGCAGCGGGUGGCCUUGCAGAUUCAGGACGUGGCCACCUCCUCGCGCAUGACCACUCUGGGCAGCCGCUCCAAGCGGCUGCAGGCCUCGAUUCUCCAGCCGCUGGAGAACCUGCAGAACGAGAUUCUCUACCACCUGACGGCGCUGGAGCUGCAGCGCGAUCCGUGGGCCAAGCAGGUCAACCAGACCCUGAACCACCUCAAGAGCAUCCAGAGCUACCUGGAGAACAAGGCCGGCGAGAUUUGCCACAACAUGACGCGGGAUUACACGGAUCGCUUGAAGGCCUACUUGACCACCAGUAAGGCAACCAUGGAGUCCCAGCUGGGCGACACCACGACCAAGUGCCGACCCUUCUACGACACCUUCGACGCCAGCCGCACCUUCCUCUGCCGCAACAUGGUGGACUUCAUCAACGGCCUCACCUUCUUCAUCUUCCUUACACUGCUCCUCUGGGCUAUCGGCACUCCGGUGGGCCUCAACCUGAUCACGGUCCAAACGCGGCUGAAUGUGAUGCAGGCGGCUCAGGCGCGCAGCAAGGGCAGGCACAGGAGGAGCGACCGGAGUCCGGAGCAUGAGCAGAGGAGCGGAAGUCGCGGCCGGAAGAAGCAACGGACGAGCAGUUCGGCGACCAGCGGGCGGAGCGGAAAGAGGGACCAGAGCCGGGAGAGGAGCACCAGCAGCACGGCGAGACCGAAACCUCCUUUAAGACGGACUGCCACAGAAGAAACCCUUGAUCUGGCAGACGAAGACUCCACCCCAUCGAGACAACAGCUGCAGCAGCAGCCGCCGCCACAGCGACGCCAGGAAUCGGACAGGGAGCGGGUGCGGGAGCGGGAUCAGCGAAGUCGGGAGCGGGAAUUGAGCAGGGGCCGCGACGCGUCCGCCAUGAACACGCCGGUGCGCAGCCGCAGUCGCCAGCAACUGCGCCACGACCCCGAGGAUGACAAUUGGGGCUCGUCCAGCGGACCCAGUAGGGCCAACUCCCGAGAGCGAGAUCGCGAGAGCAGUCAGACUAGAAAGAUACUCAAUAUUUGGCAGUCGCGCAAUAAGGUCAAGACGCCCCUUCGCCGUCAAGGCACUGAGGAGUUCGACUUUGAGGAUGCCCACGAAGACAGGGGCUGGCAAGCCCAGUCCCAAAACCAGGUUCAGAACCAAAGCCACGCUCAUAACCAGUCCAGUGUCAGUCCCGAACAAAGGCCCGAUCCGCGCAGCCAUCGCUCCAAUCUCCGUACUAAGCCCAAGUUACGUAGUACCAAUGCGGAUAGAGCUAGCAGUGAAGCGGUCCGGCGACCCAUAACUCCCGUGCUCAGCGUAAAUCCGGACAUUCCGGCCGCCAUUCCGAUGCCCCGGACGCCGAUGCGUCUCAAGAGCAAGGUGUCGUUGACCGCCCGAGCUGUGCAGGACAUUGUCAACAAGCGGAAUCAGCGCCUCCAACGCACCGGCACCGAUGAAUUCGACUUGGACGACAGCGAUGCAUACGGUGCUGGAGGCCACUUGGAUGCGGACGUGGCGGCCGCGCGACGCACGCCGCCCAGGGGCGCACCUCCGCCCCCUCCUCCGCCAGCGGCCGGCUUGAACAGCGACAAAGUCUAUAUAUUCUGAACUUGCUUUUUCUCCCCGCAACUCCACCGAUCCGACAACAUUCAGUAGUGAUCGCACGGUGCGCUG
Messenger RNA from Drosophila mauritiana, 6460 nucleotides. RefSeq lists its product as uncharacterized. NCBI's taxonomy places the organism in Eukaryota, Metazoa, Arthropoda, Insecta, Diptera, Drosophilidae. The transcript is spliced from 17 exons. The coding region runs from base 2387 to 6394 and encodes 1335 amino acids. The record is from RefSeq and is a predicted model, not a curated record. Gene Ontology annotation, cellular component: membrane.